AUGUCCAUUCCUUAUUUCAUGAAAGGCCAGGGGACAGGACUGAGUGAAGCUGCUCUCCGAGCUGAUGAAUCAUCGGAUGAAAAAGAUGCCAGAAGAAUGGAGGUGGAGUACGAUGUUACCUCUGUACAAGAACAAAGACGAUAUCCAGAAUUGGAUAGGAAGAAGGAUUUGCACAUGGUAUUUACUGACAUAAAAAAGUCAUAUGACAAGGUCUCUAGGGAAGUUCUUUGGAGAUGUCUGGAGGUGAAAGGUGUUCCGGUUGCUUAUAUUAGGGUGAUUAAGGACAUGUACGAUGGAGCUAAGACGCGGGUUAGGAUAGUGGGGGGCGACUCAGAGCAUUUCUCGGUCGUUAUGGGUUUACACCAAGGAUCGGCGCUCAGCCCGUUCUUAUUUGUCGUGGCGAUGGACGUACUAAUACACCAUAUCCAAGGGGAGGUGCCAUGUUGUAUGUUAUUUGCCGAUGAUAUUGUUCUGAUCGAUGAGACACGAGACAGUUUUAGUGAGAGCGGCAUUUCGGGAGAAGCGGACAUGGACGUGAGGCUUGACUCUCAAGUCAUUCCCAAGAAAGGAAGCUUCAAGUACCUGGGGUCGGUUAUCCAGGAGGAUGAGGAGAUUGAUAAGGUUGUUACGCACCGUAUAGGGGUGGGGUGGAUGAAAUGGAGGCUAGCGUCUAGUGUCUUGUGCGACAGGAAGGUGCCCCCGAAACUUAAAGGGAGCUGGGAGAUUCAAAAGUAG
This is a messenger RNA of Nicotiana attenuata, 735 nucleotides long. RefSeq lists its product as uncharacterized. NCBI's taxonomy places the organism in Eukaryota, Viridiplantae, Streptophyta, Magnoliopsida, Solanales, Solanaceae. The coding region runs from base 1 to 735 and encodes 244 amino acids. The record is from RefSeq and is a predicted model, not a curated record. The transcript has 5 exons.